Molecule: messenger RNA, 2781 nt
Organism: Alligator sinensis (Chinese alligator)
Lineage: Eukaryota; Metazoa; Chordata; Crocodylia; Alligatoridae
Gene: ZNF76
Product: zinc finger protein 76
Biological process (GO): regulation of transcription by RNA polymerase II; central nervous system development
Cellular component (GO): nucleus
Molecular function (GO): DNA-binding transcription factor activity, RNA polymerase II-specific; RNA polymerase II cis-regulatory region sequence-specific DNA binding
Source: RefSeq, a predicted model, not a curated record
CACAGGCCGGAUAUUGAAAGGAUCGUUUGUAACAAGGCAGAAAUCUGUUCGCCUCUUCCAGAAAGCUGCUUUGUAGGAGAGUGUUGAUUAAAGUGAGGUUCAUGUCUGAGGAGCACUCAUCGUGGCAUUAUGGAGAGCUUGGGCCUGCAAGCGGUGACCCUCACUGAUGGGACGACAGCCUAUAUUCAGCAGGCCAUCAAAGAAGAGAAGUUGAUUGAAGGGCAAGUGAUCGAGCUUGAGGAUGGGACCACAGCUUAUAUCCAUCAAGUGACAGUCCAGAAAGAAUCUGUAGCUUUCGAAGAUGGGCAGCCAGUUGUGUUGGAGGAUGGCAGCAUGGCGUAUAUACAUACUGCCCCUAAAGAGGGUUAUGACCCCAGCACCUUGGAAGCGGUCACCACUGCCUACAUCCAUCGUCCUGUGAUUAUGCCAGCUGGCAGCACCAUCCUGGCAGUGCAGGCGCAAACAGAGGUGGGAGAGUUGGCCGGGGAGGAGGAAGAUGAUGCCUUUGACACUGACACCAUUAACGCGCUCAAGCAAUACACCAGCAAGGUCUCUGAGGUGGACGAGGGAGUUGCUAGCAUCUGCCACUUGAAGCCACAGGAGCCGAACAGUGCCCCUUCUCAGGAUCUGCAGGAAGAGGAAGUGCGCAGCAAUGGGAAGGGGCAGCAGGUUGGCGACAGAGCCUUUCGCUGUGGGUACAAAGGCUGUGGCCGUCUCUAUACCACAGCCCACCAUUUAAAGGUGCACGAGCGAGCCCACACGGGUGACCGGCCAUACAGGUGUGAUUUUCCCAGCUGCGGGAAAGCAUUUGCCACAGGGUACGGGCUGAAGAGCCAUGUGAGAACGCACACGGGUGAGAAGCCUUACAAGUGUCCAGAAGACACAUGCAGCAAAGCUUUCAAAACCUCUGGGGACCUGCAGAAACACACCCGGACACACACAGGCGAGCGCCCCUUCAAAUGCCCCUUCGAAGGCUGUGGUCGCUCCUUCACCACCUCCAACAUUCGGAAGGUCCAUGUCCGGACACACACGGGGGAGCGCCCGUACCUGUGUCCCGAGCCCAGCUGUGGAAGAGGGUUCACCAGUGCCACCAACUACAAGAAUCAUAUGAGGAUCCACACAGGAGAGAAGCCAUACAUGUGCACGGUGCCAGGCUGCGGGAAGCGCUUCACAGAGUACUCCAGCCUGUACAAGCAUCACGUGGUGCACACACACUGCAAGCCCUACACCUGCAAUAGCUGCGGGAAGACCUACCGCCAGACCUCCACGCUGGCCAUGCACAAGCGUAACACCCACGGCGAGCUGGAGGCCACUGAGGAGAGCGAGCAGGCCCUCUACGAGCAGCAGCAGCUGGAAGCUGCCGAGAAGGGCCCCCCACCAAAACGCCGACAUAUUACUUUCCUGUCAGAGGAAGAGGAGGAGGAAGAGGAAGAGGAGGACAGUACGCCUACCCCAGUGUCACUCAUCACCCAAGAUGGGACACAGCAGGUCAGUCUGUCCCAUGAGGACCUACAGGUGCUGGGCAGCGCGAUCAGCAUGGUGACACAGGGCGGGACCAUCACCAUGCCACAGGGAGACCUCGCGGCUUCCGGCACACAUACUGUGACUGUGGUCAGCGCGGAUGGCACCGAGGCGCAGCCGAUUACAAUAGUCGCCCCUGGGGCUGUCCUGUCUGAAGAGUCGACUAUAGCUUCUCUCCAUCAUCAGCAGGUGGCAUUGCUAGCGACUGCCAAUGGCACUCAUAUUGCAGUGCAGCUGGAAGAACAGCAAAGCCUGGAGGAGGCCAUCAGCAUGGCAACAGCAGCAAUGCAACAGGAGACUGUGACACUGAGCACAGCUGUGUCUGAGAACGGGUGCUGAGGCGGCACUGAUGUAUGCAUAGGCAGGCUCGUGCUGAGCCAGGGCAGCCAGUGACUGGACUCUUGUUUUCGGGUGGGGAUUUCCCUGCCAGUUGCCACGCAGAAGACAAACCGCAGUGUGCAAAUACAAGGAGGGGUCUGUGCUGUCUGUUACCUGCACCUGGCCGGGUUACCUGGCAGGCCGUGAGAGCACAUGCAAGAGAGGUCUGGGCUGCCUAGGGAUCCUUUUUAAAGGCUUGCCCAUGAUUUUCUAGGACAUCUUUCUGAGAAGCCCCAAAACUGUCCUGGGAUCCAAGCUGUAGCUCAAGGAUGAACCUGCUCACUCUCCAUGGAGAAGGACCUUCCCCAGGCCUGAAGAGGAGGAAACUCAUAUCCCUUUGUUAACUCAUUUGUGGCCAGGAUUUCCAAAUUGUGCUGAUCUUCUGCCCUGCGCAUGGAGCCGCAGAGAUCCCAGCAGCAAGGGCCAAGGGGAGGUAGCCAGUGGUUCAGAGAGGUGGCUCCUGCAGUCUUACCCCAAAGCCUGUAGGAAUGGGCACAUGGUCUGAGCACCCCCACCCCCUUCCCCUCCUGGGAAAUUCCUGCACAAGUGGCAAGUAGGCAGCAUCUGCACCCAAGCAAUAAAGCACCAUCAAAGCACCCCAGGCUGUCCCAGUCCCAGUGUUUUGAGCGGUGAUAUCCCUACCCCCCUGGGUGUCAGAGUCUGUCCCCAGCAUGCAGAGGCAGGACCCCAUCAACUUGGCUGCCACAGCCCUGCCCCCAGAUCACCCAUUUUGACUGAAUGGCCAAGUUACAGAUUCCGCUGCUGUGGAGCAGGCCCAAGCACUCCCUCUGCUUGAGCACACCAACACUUCUCGGGGACUGAGCUGGGCUGAGUUGGUACAUAAUGACUUGGAAUGAAACAAAUUAAAGUUUUUAUAUCCUU